CUCACAGUGCUGUCGCUGCCGGCUGCGUCGGGUCGGAGCAAGUCACAGAAACGGCCCCAACGGAAGGCCUGGCAGCCCGCCUGCCCGAUGCCCGCCUGGGGGCUUCUGCUCCUGCUCUGCACCGUGGCAGCUGCCACGCAGAACUGCCCGGCCCCGUGCAGCUGCCAGGCCCUGGAAACCAUGGGGCUGCGUGUGGACUGUGCGGGGCGAGGGCUCACGGCCCUGCCCCCCCUGCCCAGCAGCACGCGCCACCUCCUGCUGGCCAACAACAGCCUGCGCUCCGUGCCCCCGGGCGCCUUUGACCACCUGCCCCAGCUGUGGGUCCUCGACGUGUCGCAGAACCCCUGGCACUGUGACUGCGGCCUCACCUACCUGCGCCUCUGGCUGGAGGACCACAUGCCUGCCUCCCUGCCGGACGUCCUGUGCGCCAGCCCCGACCGCGCUGCCCACCACCCGCUGGACCAGCUGACGGGUUACCAGCUGGGCAACUGUGGCUGGCAGCUGCAGGCGCCCCGGGCCCUCCCUGGGCUCUGGUGGGACGCGGUGCUGGUGGCUGUGAUGGCCGUGGACGUGGCUCUCCUGGCUGGCCUGCUGUGCACCUCCACAAGGUCCCUGGGCUGAAGUCAGGAGCCCACAGCCGCCCCUGGCCCUGGGGAAGCUCCCCAGAGCCCAACAACUCCGCUCACCCCAAACCGUCAGAAGCCUCAAAAUAAACCGGCUGCUUAGUCAUUUUACCCAA
Chinchilla lanigera (long-tailed chinchilla) is the source of this 739-nucleotide messenger RNA. It is a transcript of the gene Gp9, whose product is annotated as glycoprotein IX (platelet). NCBI's taxonomy places the organism in Eukaryota, Metazoa, Chordata, Mammalia, Rodentia, Chinchillidae. The record is from RefSeq and is a predicted model, not a curated record. The transcript has 2 exons. The coding region runs from base 88 to 621 and encodes 177 amino acids. Gene Ontology annotation, molecular function: protein binding.